This is a messenger RNA of Babesia sp. Xinjiang, 6219 nucleotides long. Its product is annotated as DNA polymerase alpha catalytic subunit -like protein. Gene Ontology annotation, cellular component: alpha DNA polymerase:primase complex. The transcript is spliced from 5 exons. The record is from RefSeq and is a predicted model, not a curated record. Lineage: Eukaryota; Apicomplexa; Aconoidasida; Piroplasmida; Babesiidae. Gene Ontology annotation, biological process: mitotic DNA replication initiation; lagging strand elongation; leading strand elongation. The coding region runs from base 1 to 6219 and encodes 2072 amino acids. Gene Ontology annotation, molecular function: chromatin binding; pyrimidine nucleotide binding; DNA-directed DNA polymerase activity.
AUGCCGCUGGUUUUUCUGCCUCAAAUUUUGUGGCACAGCAAAGACAACAAGCAUUGUGAUCGUGUUUAUUCUUUGGACUUCCAGCCACAAGUUGUAGACUAUAGCAAUGGUGUAAAGUCUGUAUUUAAGUUAGCAACAGGAGGUGCUGAUGAGUUCGUGCAUAUUUGGCAGGUCUCUAUUCACAACAACGCACCGCAGUAUGCUACACACAGCGAUAAAAGCAUCCUCGCUCCUGAGAAUCUUCGUGCUAAUGCUACAGCAGGUCAAUCAAAGAGUGACUGUGAUGUUCAGCCGUUCACAGUGAAGAUAUUGGCCCGUUUAGUUGGUCAUAUCGGAGAGAUUAAUGCCGUAAGAUGGAAUCCUAACGGUGUUGUUCUAGCUUCGGGUGGUGAAGAUCGUUGUGUUUUCCUUUGGGCGAAAUCUGAAGGUUCUAACAACACCCUAGAUGGCACUAGUCAGGACUACGAAGAGCAUUACUCCAGGUUCCAGUACUAUAGGUUAUCGCAUGUCAUCAAUAGUAUCAGUUGGUGUCCUGAUGGUCGGCUAUUGGCGGUAUCUACGGAGGAUGGUCACGUCACUCUGAUAGACACCUUUGUAGAGGGUAGUGGUAAAAUCCGGCAUUUUGAAGGUCACACCAGCUUCGCACAGGGUGUAUCAAUCUGUCCUAAAAACAUAAUGAUCGCUUCGAUGGGUCAAGAUCAGACUUUGAGGAUCUGGAAGCGUCGAAAUGAAAAGCAAUGGAAGAACAUUCUGGUACUUCGGUCUGCUAAAGAUCGGUCGGAAUUUAAAGAAUCUAUUGGUAUGGAGAGUGAUGAUGUGCGGUAUAGUCGUUCGGUAUUUAUGAAUGAAGAGCUUUCUACAUUUUUUCGACGUUUGGAUUGGUCCCCUGACGGUCGUUUUUUGGUGACUCCCGCGGGUAUUCGUCACAAUUCUUUAUUUAGGAAGGAAGAUGAGCCUGAGAUUAAAGGUGACUCUGUGUAUACGUUAUAUGUUUUCCAUAGAAAGUUGAUACAUUUGGGUAUCCCUAUGGUUACCCACCAAUCACCGACGGGUCCUUUUGUUGUCGUUAAAUUUUGUCCCCUGGACAUCGGUAAGAUUGAGAAGGAGAAGAUCAACUUUUUCAACAAGAUGUUUAAACCUAUGGGUAAGGUUGCUAAGAAAAAGGUGAGUAAACCUAAGAAGAGUAAGGCAGCGUCUGGUGUCAAUGGGCAGCUUGGUGUUGCGAAUACAGCAACGAUUGCGGAAUCUUUCGGCCGUAUUAGUACCAGCAGUGAUCCUGGGUGUGAUGUUUCUGUUAAGGAAGCGGAACCCACCGAGGCUGCUGCCUCUCCAGCAGAUGCUACAAGUACAUCUACGAAUUUAGAGAAUGAUAUAAGUAUUAAAGAGGAAGUAGAAGAUCAUUCUACCGCCUUAUCAGGUUCCGAACCUGUUUGCAGCCAGGUCGAUAGCGGCGAAAGUAUACCGGUCCUGCAUUUAAUAAAAAACGAAGAUAACAUAGACCUGACUCAGGAGAUGGUUUCGGAAGCAAUAGAAUGCGAUAUGCCAAGUGAGCGUGCUGAAGCUGAGGAUAGCGAUUCACGUGCAUUGCGUACAAGUAAGCGUGAAAUUAAGAAGCCUGAAUUUUACGAUGCGACAUUUGAGCCGCGUAAAAGUUCACGCGGUGGUUGUAAAUCUAAGAAAUCUAAGAAGGAUGAAGAUAAAGAGUAUGAUACUGAUGUAGAAGACGAGGUGCACAUCUUCUUUAAGGUGUUGUUUGUAUAUUUUGCUGCCUUGAAAAGGGCUUUUAACGACCGUAUUACGAUGGAUAAGUCACGGUCCAGCGCUGUAUCCAGCGCGUUGUCUAAGAUUCGUAAACACCGUGAGGGAGUUGCGAAUGCUUUAGAAGAGUAUGAAAUAGAGGAUGAGAAUGAGAAGAUAUAUGAAGUUGUUACUGCUGAGGAGUAUAAGGACCGGACAUCGAAGAGGCGUCUUGACGAAUUUAUUGAAGGUGGAGAGAUUUUUUCAGAUGACGACUAUGAUUAUGAGAGUGAAAGUGGCGAAGAUGACCAUGAACGACCUGCUACAAAACGGCAACUUCCUGAUGGAUAUGGUAAAUCUAUUGAGCAGCAUUUUACCGAAAUUGCCCGUAAAGAAAGCAUGGCAUACAGACCGCCCAAAGAUGCUCAAAGUGACAAGAAGUUGAUGGAAAAGUUGAGUCGAUUUGAAGAUGACUUAGAUAAUGAAGAUAUCGCAACAAGUACAUCUUAUGCUACAAUGCCAGGUAAAAUGCCAAUGUCCAUGGGAAUGGGCAUGCCACCUGUUAUGGGUAUGCCUUAUGGCCCGAUGGGUCACUUUCAACGGUUUCCACAAUACCAAAUGUACAGUCAACUAGACAGGCAACAUCCAGAAGAACAACUGGCUGCCCCUGUGGAACAUAAAGCAGCACCUCUAUCGCAAAGACCGGCCGAAGAACCUAAAUUAGAUGUUAACGUUAUGACAUCUGGUAUGGAUAUUGACGAAAUAGUUCAAGAAGCAGAGAAAAUGCCAUUUGUCCCUCCACUCGAGCUGGAUGCUUCGAUCGUCGCUGAUUUUGGUGAAGUGGACACUACGGAGCUGGAGGUGAUAACCACCAGCAGUGCCCGGGAUGUGAUCGUCCCCGAGUUUGAGAAGGCUAUAGAUACCGAAUCUGAGGGUUUUGCAUUUUAUCUUCUAGAUGUCCAUGAGGAUGCGGGCGGCCUUCUACGUUUGUUUGGUAAACUUCACCGGGGGAAUACCACAGAGAGUUGCGUGGUAACUGUUCGACAGUUCAUGCGUUGUUUAUUUUUUAAAGCUCGUAUGGAUUUGGAUCUCGGUAACAUGCCGGAGGUGGAGAGUAGCUAUGAGCGGGCAUUCAUGAAGCAAUUUUUUACUGAAUUCGAAGCUAUACGUAAAAGCUACGGUAUCAAGAAGACCAAGUAUAAGAUUGUUAAACGAAAACUUUUAAGAUAUGGGCCAUCAGAAGAAGGUUUAUAUGUUAAAGUAUGCUACCCAUUUAGUCACCCACAGCUUAGGGCAGAACACUACCACGGUCAGACUUAUGAAGAUGUUUAUGGCGCUACUACUACACCAGCUGAACUUUUUUUGAUCAAACGUAAAAUUAAAGGGCCGUCAUGGUUGCGUAUUAUCGAUGCGCAUCCAUCAACUGAAAAGGUCACUACUUGUAAGCAUGAAUUGGACGUGGAAUCACACAAAAAUGUGGAACUGUGGAACGCACGUAAUUCGGAAGAGUUGCCAAUGCCAACAUUAUGUGUUGCUUCAGUAUCUGUGAAGACUUUCUUCGCAUCACCUACCCAUCAGGAGGUAUUGCAGGUGGCCAUGAUCUACGACAAGAACUUCAGGCUGGAUACCACCGAGAUUAAACAAUUAAACAAAUGUACACAACAUAUCGGUAUCCGUAAGAUCGAAAAAUUAACCUGGCCCUCAGAAUUGAAUACGUUUUUGAAGAAGAGGCCUUAUUUCCGUAUAUUUGAGCAUGAAAGAGGGUUAUUAGCUAAUUUCAUGAAGACUCUAGAGGUGAUAGACCCUGAUGUCGUAGUUGGUCACGAUGUAACACAGAACGUAUCGGAGUUUUUGUUGAAGCGCUGCAAUAUGUUGAAUAUCCCUUUACGUGUAUCAUUUUCUCGAAUGAAAGCUACAAAGAAAUACAAUCACCCGUUUUGCGCUGGUAGGAUAUUUUGUGAUACUCGUCUCGUUACCAAGGAGCUGUACCAUAACCGAAGCAACUAUGACCUUAGCAGCUGUGUUUCAGACCUCGUGUAUUCCAUGCAGGUAAAAGAGCAUCCGCUGUAUACGAAGCAGUCGUUUAACCUCAAGGAGCUGAUUCCUUGUUUCGCUGAGGAGUCUAUGAAAGAGCUCAUGACACUUGUACAGGCGAAUUCUAAAUGUGCUUUAGACGCUUUCAACUUGCUUAUAAAGUUACAGGCCUUACCUCUUACUAAGGAGCUUACAAAUAUCGCAGGUAAUCUCUGGAGUCGUAGUGUACAGUGUGCGCGAUCAGAACGUAACGAUUUCCUGUUACUUCACGAGUUCCAUAAGGCUAAGUAUAUCAUCGACCACAAUUUUGAACGGUAUCACAAGCAUACAGUGGCUACAGCUGAUAAUGAAAAGGAGGAGGGUGAUAGUAAGAAGAAGAACUAUGAGGGUGGUUUAGUUCUUGAGCCUAUAACAGGUCUCUAUGAUAAUUUUAUUUUACUUUUGGAUUUCAAUUCCUUGUAUCCUUCUAUUAUCCAAGAAUUCAAUGUAUGUUUCACCACUAUGCAGUUAGUGGACGAUGAUACUGCGGAGAUGGUUACGGAUUCACCUGGCAUGUUACCACAAAUUUUAAGGAGAUUGGUCGAGCUUCGGGCUUCUGUGAAGGCGGCUAUUGCUGUAGAACGUAACGAAGUACGUAAAGCCCAGCUGGGUGUACGUCAGUUGGCUCUGAAAUUAGUAGCAAACUCACUUUAUGGUUGUCUUGGAAGUGUCUACUCUCGUUUUCAUGCAAGACACAUGGCUGCGUAUAUCACGCAACAGGGUAGGAUGGUGCUUCAAUCGACGCGAGAGCGUGUUGAGAAGCAAUAUUCGCUUCGUGUUAUAUAUGGUGAUACUGAUUCAUUAAUGAUUGACACGAACAUCCGUGACGAGGGUUCCGAAUCUGCAUACGAAGCUGCACAACAAGUUGCCAACACCUUGAUGACAAGCAUUAACAAGUCUCACAAGAAAUUGGAGAUUGGUAUGGAUGCUAUGUUUAAUCGCUUGCUAUUAUUGAAAAAGAAGAAGUAUGCUGCUCUGAAAGUUGUUGACUACAAGACGAGGACCUUUGCACGAGAGAUCAAGGGUCUUGAUUUUAUCCGACGUGAUUGGUCGAUAUUGACGAAGGAGGUCGGGAAUGCUCUAUUGGCUAUAAUUUUAAGUGACAAGACAUCGGAAAGCGAAUCUCAUGGCGUGGAAAACACGGUAGAGCGCAUCCACGAUACACUCCGUGAGGUGAAUGCACGUAUCGAGGAAGGCAAGAUCCCAGCAAAAGCCUGGAUUAUAACACGUCAAUUGGCUAAGAACCCUAAUGAAUAUGGUUCAAAUGCGAAUUUACCUCAUGUGACUGUAGCGCUACGUAUGAACGAAUCCGGUGCUACCUACAGUGCUGGUCAUGAGGUGCCAUUUAUUAUCUGUUCGAAAGAAUCUAUAGCUAAGCAUAUGUUAAGUGAGGCAUGUGAUAAUGUUGAAUCCAAGGAGAGUUUGGAAAGCAAGCUGCGGAGUUUGUGUAACCGUGCAUAUAGCCUUGUGGAAUUUCAACAAAAGGGUUUGGAGCCAGAUAUACAUUAUUACAAGGCACAGCAGUUAUUACCGCCUAUAUUACGGUUAUGCGGUGUUAUUGAUGGUACCGAUCCUCAGAAACUUGCGAGUUGUUUACAGAUCCAAGAUGAAGUUAACAAGACUAUAUUGAAUACCUACUACGGUUCUUUUGAUUAUGCGGAGCAUGAAUCCAAGGCAUUAUCACUGAUUAACCGGACCGAUGAGCGUUACAGGGAAGUUGAGGUUACUACAUCUGUGCCAUGUCAGUUUUGCAAUAGUGCUGUUCCUGCGAAUUACUUUUUGAAGCAUAUGACCUGCAGCAAUUGCACUAACUGGCUGCCACUUCACUCGAUGCGUAACUGGAUAUCACGUACUAUUUAUGAGAUAUCGUUACAGUCCUCAUUUUGUAUAAGGAUAUGCAAUAUCUGUAACACUACAACGCCGAAUGUGUGUAUUGGCGACAAUGACGUAUGCCCGCAGCCGACCUGCCAGAGCCGUGAUGCGAUGGAAGUGGUGCUUCCUGCAUCGAAAAUAUACCUAUACUAUGAGUACCUGAUAUACAUGUUGGAAGGUGCUCUGGUGCACGAGGGAGGUAUUGAGAAAGAAGAUACACUGGUCAACGUGACCGUAGACAUCAACGGCAAGAUGAACGUGUUACCAAGCCACAGUCCCUUCCGUAAAGUGCGUUUGUUUCGCGAUAUACUUGAUGGCACUAUACGUCGAUCUAACUUGCCUGCAACAUCUGGUUUUCGAGUAUGCGGUCAAUACAUUUUGGGUAUACUAGAGGCGCUUCCGUUCAUGCAGUAUCAUACUGUGGAUUAUAAGGUCGAGCGCGAGGAAUUAUGUCAAUUUGUGAAGGAUUUGCAACAGCGCAACGCUUACAGUGUCGUAAGUUUGUCAGAUAUUUUUGAUACACUCACUGUAUCAUGA